This is a messenger RNA of Haemonchus placei, 567 nucleotides long. The record is from the annotation of a GenBank genome assembly. NCBI's taxonomy places the organism in Eukaryota, Metazoa, Nematoda, Chromadorea, Rhabditida, Trichostrongylidae.
AUGAGUUGUUCGUCUUUUGGUGAUGAAGCGCCGAAAUUUACUAGCGUAUGGGAAGUGGAAGCUGCUGGACGAACGAAGAUAAUGGAAGCAAAGGCACGUCGCUUGAAGCGUAUUCAAGAAGCAAAAUAUCUGGCACAAGUCGAAAUAGAUCAGUUCAGAGAGAUCAUUGAGGACAAAAUAAUGGAAGCACGCGAUCAAACUAAACGUGAACUCGAAUAUAUGGAAAAAAGAGUGAAGUUAGUCAAGCCAUUGGUGAGUUACUCUACAAAAUUUAAUUUGGAAGAAAGGAUGGGACGAGCUGUCCCUGGAAAAGUACAGCAUGCGCCACGCGUUCGACGACAGCAGGUAAUCGAACUACUCGAAAAGCUGACUACUGGUGCCAAAUACUGUGUUCAUCGUAACGUCGACACACGUAGGUGGGUUCGUGGAUUUGACAAACGUACAAAAAUGCCACAAGAUCGAAGAAUAUGCGAUAAGGCCACAUGGGAACUUAUUCAACGAUAUGCGUCUAACUGUGAAAAAUUGGCAUCGCAAAUAGUUAUUGGAAAACGUNAACAAUACUAUUAA